Molecule: messenger RNA, 783 nt
Organism: Adineta ricciae
Lineage: Eukaryota; Metazoa; Rotifera; Eurotatoria; Adinetida; Adinetidae
Source: the annotation of a GenBank genome assembly
AUGAACCAAUCAUCGUCUGAACACAGUUCAUCGACAUUACCGAAAACUGAUUCCGAUGCGUAUCGACUCGAACAGGAACACGUUCAUAAAGUAUACAAUGAAAUCGCUCAUAAAUUCAGUGACUCACGCUAUAAGCCAUGGCCACAAGUCGUUGAGUUUCUGCAAACAUUCCCCGGUGCUUCCUACGUUCUUGAUAUUGGAUGUGGGAAUGGAAAAUAUUUGAAUGUUAGAAAAGACUUGCUCAUGAUUGGUUGUGAUCGAAGUGAAGGCCUAUUGGAAAUAUGUCGUGAACGACAUUAUCAAGUCUUUCUUUCUGAUUGUAUGGCCAUUCCUGUGCCUGAAAAUACUUUCGAUGGUGUAAUUUGUAUCGCUGUAAUUCAUCACAUGAGCACCGACAAUCGACGAUUGAAGGCUCUAAAAGAGAUCGUUCGGAUAAUGAAGGUCAAUGGUCAAGCAUUGGUAACUGUUUGGGCGAAAGAACAAGAAAUUAACGAGAAGAAAAGUACAUAUAUUCGUAAAUCCGUGAAAUCUAUGACAUCAUCAGAAAAUGAAUCUUCUAUUGCGACCGAUAAUGAACUGGCAGUUCAUACACCGCGCACGAAAUUUCAACGCUCCGAUUGUCUUGUUCCGUGGAUAAAACUAACUGCGACCUAUCUACGAUAUUGUCAUGUUUUUGUUCAAAAUGAAUUAGAUAAUCUCUUGAAACAACUUUCAAAUAUCGAAAUCUUGAAAUCGUACAAUGACGAUGGAAAUUGGUGUACGAUAUUUCGAAAAACUGCUUAG